Messenger RNA from Vombatus ursinus (common wombat), 2657 nucleotides. Its product is annotated as zinc finger protein 501-like. The record is from RefSeq and is a predicted model, not a curated record. NCBI's taxonomy places the organism in Eukaryota, Metazoa, Chordata, Mammalia, Diprotodontia, Vombatidae. The coding region runs from base 24 to 1787 and encodes 587 amino acids. Gene Ontology annotation, biological process: regulation of transcription by RNA polymerase II. The transcript has 7 exons. Gene Ontology annotation, molecular function: RNA polymerase II cis-regulatory region sequence-specific DNA binding; DNA-binding transcription factor activity.
UGUCACUCAGGCAGCCUGGCCUCAUGGACUUGCUUUGUGUCUCCUCCUUGUUCCCUGUCCCGGACCCGGGAGCUGGGGCUCCUCCGGCCUUCGGCCCUCCCUCCGACCCAACGAGUCCCGCGGCCGCUCCUGGCGAGCCGAGCUGCCCCCAGGGAUCGGGGGUGUGCGCUGAGCGGAGCCGGCUGCCAGGCCCUGCCUCGGGGGUCUUUUUCUGCCUUCUGAGCUCUCUGCCCUUCUCCAGGGUGGGAAUGGCCCCUGUAUUCCUGACAGCGCCAGGCUGCAAAGUCCAAAAGGAAUUGGUGACAUUCAAGGAUGUGGCUGUGGACUUUACCCAGGAAGAGUGGGGAGACCUGGACCCUUCUCAGAAGGAGUUGUACCGGAAUGUGAUGCUGGAGAACUAUAGAAACCUUGUCUUUCUGGGACUUGCAGUUCAGAAACCAGAUGUGAUCUCCCACUUGGAAGAAGGGGAAGCACCUCAGAUCCAGGACAAAGAAGUAGCAAGGGCCCUCUGUCUAGAUGGGAAAACUAGACCUGGAACUGAGGCAACUCAGGAAGGACUCAGAAGGAAUAGUUUCCAUAUCUCUAAAGUGGAAAAAACCUGGGAAUAUUAUGUGAAAUUGAAGGGACUACAGAGGAACCAGGAAGAGAAACUUUCUAGCUUUACUCAACAUCAGAGCUUAUAUAUUGGAGAGAGUCCUUAUGAAUAUGGAAAGGUCUUCUGCUGGUGCUCACAAUUUACCCAACAUCAGAGAUUACAUGCUGGAGAGAAACCUUAUAAAUGUCAUGUAUGUGAAGCAAAAUUCCCCUAUAACAAAUACCUUAAUGGCAGUCAGAAAAUUCACACUCUAGAGAAGCCAUAUGAACAUAAAGAUUAUGUGAAGGCGUUUGACCAGAGGUUACAGUUAUCUCCAUAUCAGAAACUCAAUACUGGAAAGAAACCUUAUGAAUGUAAUGAUUGUGGGAAGGCCUUCUGCCAGAGUUCACAGUUAACUGGACAUCAGAGAAUUCAUACUGGAGAGAAGCCUUACAAAUGUAACUAUUGUGGAAAAGCCUUCCGUUGGAGUUCACAGUUAAGUGGACAUCAAAGAAUUCAUACAGGGGAGAAACCUUAUGAAUGUAAAGAUUGUGGGAAGGCCUUCCGCCGGAGUUCACAGUUAACUCGACAUCAGAGAAUUCAUAUUGGAGAGAAGGCUUACAAGUGUAAUGAUUGUGAGAAGGCCUUUCACCAGAAUUCACAGUUAACUCUACAUCAGAGAAUUCAUACUGGAGAGAAACCUUACAAAUGUAAGGAUUGUGAAAAGGCUUUCCAUCAGAGUUCAGAGUUAACUCUACAUCAGAGAAUUCAUACUGGAGAGAAGCCUUACAAAUGUAAUAAUUGUGGGAAGGCCUAUAACCGGAGUUCAGAGUUAACUCGACAUCAGAGAAUUCAUACUGGAGAAAAGCCUUACAAGUGUAAUGAUUGUGAGAAAGCCUUCCAUAUCAAAGUACACCUUACUAGACAUCAGAGACUUCAUACUGGGGAGAAGCCUUAUAAAUGUCAUGAAUGUGGAAAGUUCUUUCGCUGGAGCUCACAAUGGACUGUACAUCAAAAAAUUCAUACUGGCGAUGCCCCUUACAAAUGUAAUGAUUGUGGCAAGGUCUUUUGCUGGAGUUCCCAGUUCACUGAACACCAAAGAAUCCAUACUGGAGAAAAACCCUAUAAAUGUAAUGAUUGUGGAAAGGCCUUUGGCUGGUCCUCACAAUUUACUCGACACCUGAGAAUUCAUACAAGAGAAAAAAACCUAUAAAGAUUAGUAGAUGUACCUUCCCUGAGAGCAUAUCCUUUAUUCAAUAUCAGAUAUUCAGUAUCAAUAUAGGCCUUCCCACAAUUAUUACAUUUAUAAGAAUCAUACUUGAGAGAAGUUUUGUAAAUGUAAUGAAGAUAGAAAGAACUUCCACUAGAGCUCAUAGUUUAUUCAGCAUCAGAGACUACACAGUGGAGUGAUGCUUACAUGAAGCAAAUUAAGUAAUUGAAAUGAUUAUUGCAAAGCUUAUUCCUGAAGUAUAUACUUUAGCACAUAUCAGAGACUUUUCAUCUCAUGAAUGUAAUUAAUGAUUAUGAGAAGGCUUUGCAUGAUAAAAGCAAGACCCUUUUUCAACACUGAAGCACUCAUGCUGGAAAAAAAUCCUCAUGAAGAUAGAACUUUCUGAAUGUAAUUAAUGUGAAAAGGCUUUCAGUCAGUGUACUUAAUUGAGCUGUCUUUACAAAAUGAGGGAUUCUAAGAGGUAGAGGUUUUAAAGAAGAACGCUUUCCAGAUACGGGGGUCAUGUGUGAGGAAAAGCAAAUAGGCCAUUGUGAUAGGAUCAAUAUCUACCAUGGUGUUUCCACUUCUUUGCUCUAUAAGUUAGGCUGAUUCUUUCUUUAAAGGAUUAUGAAGGUGUCCCCAAAAUUUAUUGAUUCAGGAGGCCAAGGCUCAACUACUUAGUUGUUGAAGUAGUUUCCUUCUGGACUUAAACUAUGUUAAAGUGGCUUCUUGUUCACCUUUUAAAAGCUUAAAAGCUCACCCAUGUUAAAUCUGGCUCUUCAGACUUCCCAGGCUGUUGGAGUCAUCACAGGUGACCACUGACCUGACUCUUCUACAUGGAGAUGAGGGAUGUCUUGCCUAUCCAAACCCAAC